GGAGUUGAUGAGAAGGAGAUUUUGGCCCUGCUCCAAUGGAUGGGCUCCGAUCUUCAGAUGCUCAGGUUCCUGCGUCUCCCCUCCGAUGCGAGUGCUACUUUACGCAGAACAAAUGAGACGAUGGAUUCGCCCUAAUCUGAGGGACUUGGCACCACCUUGGACAAUGGACAGACAGCCUGCCUGCGGUAGGGCUUGUGAUUAAGUUGAAUCUUUUCAUGGACGAUUGUCUGUCCUCCAAGCAGCCCUCUCAGCAAGGCCUUCUGCCAGCGUGAGGAUUCCCUUCAGUCAACACAGUGUUCGCCAGACCGAAUCUCGCCGAGUCAUGGCCCCCAAGUCCCCAUUUGAAACUGCUUGGCACGGCAACAUACAAAAUGGUAUCCAAGACACGCAACUUUCCCUCUGAGAUUUGGACCGUGUCGGCCCCAAAAAGCUGUCGAAUUGACAGAGUCACACAUGACCUGUCUCUCGGGGAUGUCUGAACGGCGGCCUGCAUCGGCGACCUGGUAUUGUUGUUCAAGUGAAAGAGAGCCUCAUCAUGGUCAUGUCAUCUGUCCCACACGAACGGCCUGGUGUGACGCUCUGGCCUGGACCUGCAUCCCCGAACACGAGGAGGAUGAUUGAUUCUGAUACCACAAGGCAGACAGGUGGAGCCCGACAUCAAGUCUCUCGGAACAUGUGGCACUCUGCUUCUGGUGUUCAUGCUCUGAAGUCCAGAACCUUGGCUCCUGGGGGGCUUAUUGGAAGCCGUGUAACAUGUGCUCCCCUUCUUUGGGAGUGCCAUGACGAGACAAGGGACAGCAAGAGGGAAAACGCUCCUCGUAUAUCAGUGUGCGAUGGGACAGCGGCGUGUCUCAGGUUAGGGUUGCGUGCAGGAGAUGCUGCCCAGGCACUGGAUGAUUUUGAGUUUGCCCAUCAUUAUGCACGGUAGAUUGGGCAAACGGGAGAAGAACCACCUCCCAAGAAACACUAGAGCUGGAGGGGAACACUUGUCAAGUAAGCGGGGAGAUGAAGAUGAUUUGAAGAUCAACAGGACAACCAGUGAGCAGCCCGGACGCAAUUCUUUCGUGCAGAGGCAUUCGACAAGAUAGUGAUGGCUUCGACGGCGUGUCUUCCGGCGGGGCCGCGGAC
Cladophialophora immunda is the source of this 1128-nucleotide messenger RNA. RefSeq lists its product as uncharacterized. The coding region runs from base 536 to 928 and encodes 130 amino acids. The record is from RefSeq and is a predicted model, not a curated record. Lineage: Eukaryota; Fungi; Ascomycota; Eurotiomycetes; Chaetothyriales; Herpotrichiellaceae. The transcript has a single exon.